GGUCGACACUGCUGAAGGAGACAACAUGUCAGCUGGUAAAGUUAUCAUUUAUGGUGGGCGUGGUGCCUUGGGGACUGCGUUAGUCAAACACUUUAAGAACAAUAAAUUUUGGUCUGCACAGGCAGAAGUAAUUCUUUCUGGGUUGAAAGCUGCAUUAGGGAACGAUAAAGUAGAUGCCAUCAUCAACGUUGCUGGUGGAUGGGCUGGUGGCAAUGCUGGCAGCAAAGAUUUUCUAAAGAGCUGUGAGUCCAUGUGGUCCCAGAGUGUAUGGUCAUCUACCAUCACAGCUCAGGCUGCCUCUUGCUUUCUUAAAGAAGGGGGACUGGUAUCCCUUCCUGGUGCACAAGCUGCAAUUAAUGGAACUCCAGGCAUGAUUGGAUAUGGUCUGGCAAAGGCAGCUGUGCAUCAAUUAACUAAAAGUCUUGGUCAGGAAAAGUCAGGAUUGCCACAAGGGGCCACAGCAGUUGCCAUACUUCCAGUCACAUUAGAUACACCCAUGAAUAGGAAGUGGAUGUCAGGUGCCGACUUCUCAACUUGGACCUCCCUAGAAUUUAUUGCCGAGCUUUUCCACAAGUGGACAACUGGGAGCGAUCGACCUGCAUCUGGCAGUCUUGUGCAACUCAUUACAAAGGAUAACAAGACAGAGUUGGUUCUGGCUGAGUAAAUCUUGAUAUUACCUUUAUAAGGAGAUUAAUGUUUGUAUGUUUGAUUGGUUUAUACCUAAAUUUAUUUUUUCUUGUUGAGACAUGCUGCUCUUUUAUUUACUAAAUGUUUGUCACAAAUCUUGAAUAUAUUUUUUUAUUUUUUUGGUAACAUUUAUAUUAAGGUUGUGAAAUACUUUGUUCAUUGAUAAAUGUUUAUUACACUUUUUGUAUUUUUUAAAUUUCUUAGAGGCUUUAUUUCUCUAUUUCUUUAAUUCUUGGAUUUUAUAUUUCAUUCUGUAGAGUAAUGUCAAUUUUUGUUUUAUUAUGAAACUCACAAGUAUACUGGUGUACAGGUAUUUUUAAAUGUACUAUGUUUUAUAAAGUAUUGGUAACUUUGGUAUGUGCUAUUCAUAGAUAAGGAAAAAUUUAAUGUAAUGUUUCCAUGACAAGCCUGUAAGUGCCUAGCUUCAGAGUAACAGAUUAACAUAUAUAUUUUUUCCAAAUAUUUUACAGUGCAUCACAAGAUUAAGCUACAGUGUGUGCUUCCUAAGACUUUUAUAUAAUAUAUAUCUAUAUAUUAUAUACAUAUAUAUAUAUAUAAUGUGUGUGCAUAACAAAAUAUGACGAGACUGCAGCAAUUGAUACUCAUUUUCUCUAAUACGUGCUGUUAUGAAAUUGGUAAAUGAAGGACAAUGAUUCAAAUUCAGCUGGUACAUGGCAUUAUCACCUUUAACCCUUAAACUGUCCAAACGUAGAUCUAUGUUUUUCAACAUUUGAAAGUAUGUAAAAAAACGUAGAUCUACUUUUGGAGCACUACGCAUGUGAAUGUAGAUCUGUUUGGACAGUUUAAGGGUUAAUUGUGCUGGGCUUUAGAUUUCAUCUGAAAUAUUAAAUUCAUAGUUAACAUGUGCUUCAUUGAUUUUAAGUAACCCUGGAAAGGAAUGUCCUUGCAUAAAGUGCUUCCCUAUGAUACAGUACAUAUGAAUAAUUUAAAAAUGAAUAACAUAAGAUGCGAUGCAUAAUUUAUAUUUAGUAUAGCUUUCACCAUGAAAGGUAGGGUGAUUUGAGCUUCCAUUGUACUUUUUAUCAGGUUUAAAGUUAAUGUAAGAAAUGUGUAUUAGUUUAAAUGUAAAAUUUUUGGUGUUACAAGAGUGCUUCCCUGUAUACACCACAGUUUUACACGUAUAUGCUUAUGUGCCAUUAUCCUAAUGUAAACUCCUUGGCAUAUUAAAAAUAAAAUUUUUGUUGUGAAAAAAUUAAAUCUAAAAUACUUAAGUA
This is a messenger RNA of Cherax quadricarinatus, 1922 nucleotides long. The record is from RefSeq and is a predicted model, not a curated record. NCBI's taxonomy places the organism in Eukaryota, Metazoa, Arthropoda, Malacostraca, Decapoda, Parastacidae.